This is a messenger RNA of Triplophysa dalaica, 570 nucleotides long. RefSeq names its product ribosomal protein S15 (gene rps15). Gene Ontology annotation, molecular function: RNA binding; structural constituent of ribosome. NCBI's taxonomy places the organism in Eukaryota, Metazoa, Chordata, Actinopteri, Cypriniformes, Nemacheilidae. The transcript is spliced from 4 exons. Gene Ontology annotation, cellular component: ribosome; cytosolic small ribosomal subunit. The record is from RefSeq and is a predicted model, not a curated record. The coding region runs from base 28 to 531 and encodes 167 amino acids. Gene Ontology annotation, biological process: ribosomal small subunit assembly; translation.
GCGACUUGCCAAACCCGACGUCAUCGAAUGACUGAAAUCUCGCGAUAUUACAGCGCCUACCGCCGCGUCUUCCUUUUCCGGGACACUCUCAAGAUGGCGGAUGUUGAACAGAAGAAGAAGCGCACCUUCAGGAAAUUCACCUACAGAGGUGUGGACCUGGACCAACUGCUGGACAUGUCCUACGAGCAGCUGAUGCAGCUGUACUGUGCCCGGCAGAGGAGAAGGCUGAACCGUGGCCUCAGGAGAAAGCAUCAGUCCUUUCUGAAACGGCUCCGCAAGGCCAAGAAGGAGGCACCACCCAUGGAGAAACCUGAGGUUGUGAAAACUCACCUGAGAGACAUGGUCAUCCUGCCGGAGAUGGUUGGCUCUAUGGUCGGCGUGUACAACGGCAAGACCUUCAACCAGGUUGAAAUCAAGCCUGAGAUGAUCGGUCAUUACCUUGGAGAAUUCUCCAUCACAUACAAGCCUGUUAAGCACGGUCGUCCUGGUAUUGGAGCCACUCACUCUUCCCGCUUCAUUCCUCUGAAGUAAAGAGAAAUUGAAUGUGUAAAUAAAAGCCUCCAAAGCUUC